Molecule: messenger RNA, 1458 nt
Organism: Teleopsis dalmanni
Lineage: Eukaryota; Metazoa; Arthropoda; Insecta; Diptera; Diopsidae
Product: chitinase domain-containing protein 1
Exons: 5
Coding region: 93-1340 (415 amino acids)
Biological process (GO): carbohydrate metabolic process
Cellular component (GO): extracellular region
Molecular function (GO): oligosaccharide binding; chitin binding
Source: RefSeq, a predicted model, not a curated record
AUUUUUAAUUUUGAUUUCAAUAACAAUGUAAAAUUUUUAUUAUUAAAUAAUAAGAUUUCGGAACGUUUUAUAAAAAAGACUAACAAUCAGUGAUGCAAGCUUUUAUUGUUUUAAAAUUUAUUAUUUUGUUCGUUGUUACAUUUGCUGAAUGCACAAUUUCGCCGGGCGAUCGUAUCAAGAAAAAUAGGAAGGAGCUAAAAGUUUUAACUGGCCCACAGUCUGAUAAUGUAUUUGAUCGUAACUUAAUUGAGGAGGAACCAUCAUCAAAAGAUAUAUUAGUACAUAACGCAGCUUAUUACAAAGACGUGUCCACACGUAAUUUUAAUAACACUGUGCUGGGAUAUGUAACACCGUGGAAUUCUCAUGGAUAUGAUAUAGCGAAGGUAUUCGGAAAAAAAUUUGAUAUCAUAUCACCGGUAUGGUUUCAAAUAAUAAAAAAAGGUGAUUUAUACGAACUUGCCGGUAAACAUGACAUUGAUUCAUCAUGGGUGCGUGAUGUACGACGUAAAAAAAAGAGCGGCAAUAGCUCCAUAAAGUGUAAGGUUUCUAUAAUAAAAAAUUCAGCUGAUAAAUUCACAUUUUAUUUUCAAACAGUUUUCCCACGGUUGUUGUUUGAUAAGUUUACAGAACGUGAUAUCUCUCUGCUCCUGAGCCUGGAAAAAGAACGUAGAAUUGUGAAUGAGCUAAUUGCAAAUACUUGCAAAGAGCAUGACUUUGAUGGAAUUGUGCUGGAAUUGUGGUCACAACUUGCCGGUCGUGUGGAUGAUCAGUUCAUUUAUAAAAUUGUGCUUGACAUGGCUAAGUAUUUAAAAACCAAAAAUUUAAACUUAAUUCUUGUAAUUCCACCAUUUCGAGAAAAACUACCAAACUUAUUUCAAGAAAAACACUUGGAUCAAUUGUAUCAAGAUGUUUAUGCAUUUUCUCUUAUGACAUAUGAUUACUCAAGCGUACAACGACCAGGUGCAAACUCACCGUUACCAUGGAUUCGAGCAGCAAUUGAAAAAAUUGCUCCAAACAGCUGUCGCGACGUAAACUAUAAAAGGCAUAAAAUACUUUUGGGUCUGAAUAUGUAUGGGAAUGACUUUACUCCAGAUGGUGGAGGGCCUAUAGUUGGCAAUCAAUAUUUGAAUUUGCUGAAAUAUCUUAAGAAGCGGCUAAGUUAUGAUGAAAACGCAGUUGAGAACUUUUUUGAAGUGAGAACACCAAGUGGCCGUCACUAUGUUUUUUAUCCUACAUUACAUUCCAUUAAUGAACGCAUUAAAUUAGCCCAAGAGCUAGGAGUUGGCAUAUCCAUUUGGGAAUUGGGCCAGGGCUUAGAUUAUUUUUAUGAUCUUUUAUAAAGAAUUUAUUAUUUAAUUCAAUCAGAACUUCUUAUUAUUUAAUAUGUUAGUAAAAAUUACAUAACGAAAAUUACACGAAUUGUGAUUAAAAAAUCUAUAAAACUUUUUAAGUUUAACA